Messenger RNA from Recurvomyces mirabilis, 804 nucleotides. It is a transcript of the gene PRE7, whose product is annotated as Proteasome subunit beta type-6. The transcript has a single exon. The record is from RefSeq and is a predicted model, not a curated record. NCBI's taxonomy places the organism in Eukaryota, Fungi, Ascomycota, Dothideomycetes, Mycosphaerellales, Teratosphaeriaceae. Gene Ontology annotation, cellular component: proteasome core complex. Bases 1 to 804 code for a protein of 267 amino acids.
AUGGCCGCCUUCACCUCCUACGUUUCCUCCGCCGGCCAACCCUCCUACUCCUUCCCCCAACAGCAAUCCGCCCCAUCACAUGCCUCCCGUGCACCCAUCCAACACUCGUUCUACCCCUACACCGACAACGGCGGCUCCACCCUCGGCAUCAGCGGUGACAACUUCACCAUCAUCGCCGGCGACACUCGCAGCACAAGCGGCUACAACAUCAACACCCGCUACGAACCCAAACUCUUCCGUAUAGGUGGUGAAGGCUCCGAACACAAAGGCUCGAAGAUUGUCCUGAGCGUGGUGGGUUUCGCGGCGGAUGGACAUGCGUUGAAGGAGCGAUUAGAUACAGUGGUCAAGAUGUAUCGGUAUCAGCACGGCAAGGAGAUGAGUGUUAAUGCUUGUGCGCAGCGGUUGAGCCACAUUCUGUACAACAAGCGGUUCUUCCCGUACUAUGUACAAGCGAUCUUAGGUGGGGUGGAUGAAGAGGGUAGGGGAGCUCUUUACUCGUACGACCCAGUCGGGAGCUAUGAGAGGGAGUUCUGUAGGGCUGCUGGUGCGGGUGCGAGUCUGAUCAUGCCGUUCCUCGACAACCAAGUCAAUCUCAAGAAUCAGUAUGAGCCUGCUGCGCCACAGGGUCUGGAGAAGCCGCAGCUGGUGCCGCAGCCACUGCAGAGGGCUGCUACAGAAGAGUUGGUGAGAGAUGCUUUCACGAGUGCGGUGGAGAGGCAUAUUGAGGUCGGUGACGGGUUGCAGAUGAUGAUCAUCACCAAGGAUGGGAUCGAGGAGGUGUUCUCGCCACUCAAGAUGGACUAG